GUCGUGGUCGGCGUUUCUGCUCGGCUUUUCUCCACUUUUCGUCUCCCUUUGUCUUCUUCCUUUUCUUUCCUCCAUCUUCGCCCUCUCUCCGCGUUUGUUCAGGAGAGAGACAGGAGACUUUUCCCGUCUGCUUCGUGGUGUGUGGCACCCCUCUCUGCCUCCGUCUCUCCGGCGCCUCCGCCCAGACCGGUGGCACCCGUUUCUGCAUUUCCUGCGAUUUCCCUCGAUUUUCCUCGGCUUCACAAUGACGAUCCACUCCUGCCUCGCGAGACGAGCAGUCUCCGUCGCCGCCUCCGGCGCCCGCGCCUUCGCAUCGGGCCUCGGCGCGCGUGCUGUCGCGGUCGGAGCUCUGCAGAGUGCCCGACUUCUUCACACUUCCAGCCUCCGCGCGGCCGGAGCGAAAAUCUCUCCGUCAGAAAUGUCGCGACUGCUCGAAGAAAGAAUCGCAGGGUGGAAGACGCAGACCUCGACGGAGGAAGUCGGUCGCGUCGUCUCUGUCGGAGAUGGCAUCGCGCGGCUGUUUGGCCUGGAAGGCGUCCAAGCCGGAGAACUCGUUGAGUUCCAGAAUGGCAUGACAGGCAUGGCGCUCAACCUGGAGACAGACAACGUCGGCGUUGUGAUUUUUGGCGACGACAGGUCCGUGUUGGAGGGAGACAGCGUGAAGAGAACAGGCCGCAUCGUCGAUGUCCCAAUUGGACCCGGUCUUCUUGGCCGCGUCGUGGAUGCGCUGGGCAACCCCAUCGACGGAAAGGGUCCUAUCCCUGCGAAGGAGCGUCGCCGUGUGGAGUUGAAAGCGCCCGGAAUCAUUCCCCGCAAAAGUGUACACGAACCGAUGAUGACAGGACUCAAGUGCGUUGACGCGCUUGUUCCAGUCGGUCGCGGACAGCGCGAGCUCAUCAUCGGCGAUCGCCAGACCGGGAAGACCGCAGUCGCAGUCGACGCCAUUAUCAACCAGAAGGAAAUCAACGACAGCACUGACGACGAGUCGAAAAAACUUUACUGCAUCUACGUCGCCGUCGGGCAGAAACGCUCGACAGUCGCUCAAAUCGUUAAGGCUCUUGAGCAGCGCGAUGCGAUGAAGUACACGACCGUCGUCGCUGCGACUGCGAGCGAGGCCGCGCCCCUGCAAUUCCUUGCUCCCUACAGUGGCUGCGCCAUGGGCGAGUGGUUCCGCGAUAGCGGCCGACACUGCGUGAUUAUCUACGAUGAUCUGUCGAAGCAAGCGACUGCGUAUCGUCAAAUGUCUCUGCUGCUGCGUCGUCCGCCUGGGCGCGAAGCGUAUCCCGGAGAUGUCUUCUACCUCCACUCGCGUCUCCUGGAGCGUGCGGCGAAGAUGGGCGACAAGAGCGGCGGCGGCAGUCUGACUGCAUUGCCGGUCAUCGAGACUCAAGCGGGUGAUGUGUCGGCUUAUAUUCCGACCAACGUGAUUUCAAUCACCGACGGACAGAUUUUCCUGGAAACUGAAUUGUUCUACAAAGGCAUUCGCCCUGCUAUCAACGUCGGUCUCUCGGUCAGCCGCGUCGGCUCUGCUGCUCAGGUGAAAGCGAUGAAACAAGUUGCUGGAACGAUGAAGCUGGAGUUGGCGCAGUAUCGCGAAGUUGCUGCGUUUGCGCAAUUCGGAAGUGACCUGGAUGCGUCCACGCGUCAGCUGCUGACCCGCGGCACUGCGCUCACGGAACUUCUCAAGCAGCGCCAGUACUCCCCCAUGAAGAACUCUGUUCAGGUGUGCGUUUUGUACUGCGGAGUGAAGGGCUACCUCGACCCGCUCGAUCCGAAGGAGAUUUCGCGAUUUGAAUCUCUCUUCAUCGACUACAUCAACGCGAACCAUCAGGACAUUCUCAAGACCAUUGAAACAGAAGGAGCUAAGCGAGAAGACGGAGGCGAAGCUGCGGGCGGCAGUCGACGAGUUUGUGGCGAUGAACGAGUUCAAGAAGAAAUAAGGUUUCUCGGAGUCGACGUCUCUUUGCUUUCGAGAUGAGGAAGCCGCCUCUCGCGUCUGUCUCUCUGUGCCUGGCGCGUUGUUCGUCUCGAAACGCAUGGUAUUCGGACCCGUGCAUUCGUCUCUCUUCGUUUCCUCCAACAGCGAGGGUGUCUCGUCGUUCUGCUCACCCAACUCGCAGGCUGACUUUCAUCUAAAAACGCAUGCAACGAGGUCGCUCGCGCGCUCGCCCAACAGGCGCCAGACAGACCAAAGGAGCCCUCUUCGAAAGACUCAUACACACACUCUCUCUCCCAUACACAAACACACACACACACCCGUACACAGAUUGACUCGAGCCUAUUUUCUUCAUGCAUGCAUCUAGAUGUUUGUUUAUAUAUGUAUAUGUGUAUGAAUCAGUGAAUUACUUUAGAGGAGACGAAGACAAGGGUGGAGUCUUUUCCAAGCAAAGACACACAGAGGCUUACCGGGCAAAAGGUCCUCCGGCAGAACGAUGGAAACAGAUCAGCUGAUGCCCUGUGGUUCGCAAAAGAGAUCGCAGUCUCCCUCUCUACCUGGUCGUGUGUCUGCAUGUAAACCGACGGCGAGACUCUGGACUUUAGGGGUUCAGUGCUUACGCCUCCA
Molecule: messenger RNA, 2563 nt
Organism: Toxoplasma gondii ME49
Lineage: Eukaryota; Apicomplexa; Conoidasida; Eucoccidiorida; Sarcocystidae
Product: ATPase synthase subunit alpha, putative
Exons: 13
Coding region: 245-1978 (577 amino acids)
Biological process (GO): proton motive force-driven ATP synthesis; proton transmembrane transport
Molecular function (GO): ADP binding; ATP binding; proton-transporting ATP synthase activity, rotational mechanism
Source: RefSeq, a predicted model, not a curated record